Pocillopora meandrina is the source of this 855-nucleotide messenger RNA. The record is from the annotation of a GenBank genome assembly. NCBI's taxonomy places the organism in Eukaryota, Metazoa, Cnidaria, Anthozoa, Scleractinia, Pocilloporidae.
AUGGCUGAAAAAUCCCUGCAUGCAGAUCCCAAUCACGAUGCUUGUAUUCCUUGUUCAAAUAAUGACUGCCCUCAUCCGAUAUGCAUCAACGCCAAGCUUUCUAAAAUGAAGAAGAUGAAUGCACAGGGCAGACGAGCUGGCAAACGUAGGUCUGGAGGAGAGACCGUCGUGCUCCAAAAUAGCGGAAUGGAGAGCUCUGCAAAUGAAGAUGAAAGGGAACUGAUGUGGCAAGACCUUCUAGGUGUACUGGAGAUACCUGCUGAUGACAACGAUUCCAACGGUGCCUUUUUUUCUGAAGAGAGCAGUGCACAUGCCAUACUGGAUGGGAAAAAUGAUCCUCAAGACGAACCGAUUGCCGCAUCACAACCGCAUCGUUGGGACCACGAAAUGCAGGGUCUUGGAAACGAAUCAGAAACACACAUCCCUGGCUUACAUAAUUGUAUGGAAGAGAGUACUGCGCGUUCUCGAUGCGUUCAGAAAUUCCCUUGUUUGGUGAGAAGCUCUAAAGCUUGCAGUCAUCAAAUAGUACCAGUAAGUCAGCCACUACCAACGGAACAAGCUGGGUCCAACUGUAACGGUACUGCUGCAUUUUCCCACGACCCACAGCUUAGGACCAUGGCUCAUUUAGUGGCCAACAUACCAACUAUUCAGUACGGUGUAAAUCGUGGCAUCGAAUCUGACAUGGCACGAAAUCCAUCCUAUAGAGUACAGUAUAUGAGUAAGUUGUUUGGAAUCCUUUCUUUAAUUUUCCAAGCUUUUGAAGGUCCUUGUACAGCAGGCCUUGAGGAACAUUACGCAACUGUUUUACAAAGGGCUCUCGAUGAAAUUCUUCAUGCUAAAGGACUGUGUAAAUAG